Molecule: messenger RNA, 601 nt
Organism: Triticum aestivum (bread wheat)
Lineage: Eukaryota; Viridiplantae; Streptophyta; Magnoliopsida; Poales; Poaceae
Exons: 2
Coding region: 68-382 (104 amino acids)
Source: RefSeq, a predicted model, not a curated record
CAUUGCAUCAUCCCCUCCUCCCGGAAAAAAGAAAAGGCUCCUCCUAGCAAAAGUAGCCUGUGAAGCGAUGGGUUCCAAGUACUUGUUGUUCGGCCUCUGCUCCCUGCUUGUACUUUCCGGCCAGCGGACUCUCUUCACUCCAGCGUUAGCUCGGGGCAUCCCAGGAUCAUCGGCAGCAACCUUCGCUUCCUUUGUUCAUGCGCCUACCAAGAACAAUGACCCCGGCAGCGGUGUGCAUGCGCGCCAGCCAGCAGGUGUGGAAGAGCAGAAGGGUGAAACUGGUUUGCUCAAUCCUCGUAUCUGGCCACGUUGCCCGCCGUCCGUUUGCCACUGGCACGGCACUUCAGUUCCAGCUUCAACUCGCGCAGCAGCAAAUCCCUGAGAAGGACGAUCAUUCGGUUGCGUUGGAUCGGCGUCAAACCAUGCAUGGCGGGGGAUUAAAUUAAAAACCGUGCCUGUGCUGUGAUGUUGCCUACUAUAUAAUGUGUGUGUGUGUGUGUGUGUGUGUGUGUGUGUGUGUGUGUGAAUUAAUGUCUGGCGACGGCGCCUUAGGAGUACAACAUACGUGAUGAAAUAAAUAAAUCGUUGGUAUUCUCUGCAA